AUGAAGAAUGACUACGAGGCACUGAUUCAGUCGGCCCAAUACUAUAACUCCAGCAUGUUUCCAGAUCUAGUGCCGGCGCUGGAUCUAGGUCGAAAUGAGAACGUCUACUCAAUGUCACCAGAGGUCUUUUCCGCGAUGGUUGGCUUUCCUGAUCAUGUCCGGUUAGGAAUGGUCUGCACGACCCUCAGCCAUUGCAUCAAUCGAUCGAGGGGCGGUGACUCACAGUCCACUGCCCUGACCAAGACCUUUUAUCGCUAUCGCGGUCUGAUUAUCCGUUCUCUCUGCGACGAUAUUAAUGUGGAACACAAGCGCACGAGCCCACUAGUCAUCGCGGGCAUGUUGAACCUUCUGCUGGCAGAUGCACAUCAAGGAGUCUCACCACAUUGGCGAUACCAUCUCGAGGGCGCCCAGAAAUUAAUCAUGCUGCGCGGUGGCAUGCGUUCGCUGGUCGAAUCCACAGGCGUAGCGCCACUGCUGCGUUGCUUCGUGCUCAUUGCCGUCAUCGGGGAUACUUCAUCACCAGCAUACAACCUAGCCAUGUCCACUCUACACAUGGAAGAACUGGAAUUUAUGGUAGAAAGAUUUGGCGGCGAAGGCUUUGCCUUCUUAACGUUCCCGGCACCCCUAUUCGCCGAGAUCAUGAAGAUCAACCUCCUCCGCGCACAAGCUUCAAAACUCGGUCCCAACGCCGCAGAAGACUUCGCCCCGGAGGCAUACGACAUCCUGAACCGGGUCUUCACCUUCUCAUCAGAGCAAUGGGCCGCGUUCGAGCCACCAUCAACAAGGGAAACCUGGAUAAUGCUAGGAAACCUACACCAGGCUGCCGUCGUAGUAUACUGCAUCUCGUCCCUGCAGAGUCUGUCGAUUCUCCCCUCGAAUUCCGUGCUGAGAGGCAGCCGGCUCAGCCAUGGCCAGCUGCUGCAGAAGCUGCUCUGCCAGGCAUUGCCGAUGCUAAGUGUCAAGCGGUUUAUGAUAUGGCCACUGGUAGUGCUCGGCGUCGAGGCCGUGAAUGGCGGCGUGCCAAUGCGGAAUUUUGUGCGGAAGCAGCUCGAGGACCUCGGUCGCCACAUGGCUACGUGUGUCCCGCUGACGGCGAAGGAUGUCCUGGAGAGAUUCUGGGCGUCUGGUGAGACGCGCUGGGAUGCUUGCUUUGACAAACCUUAUGUUUUCUCUUCGCAGAUUGCGGUUAAUGUUGGUCAGCUGCGCUGA
Molecule: messenger RNA, 1209 nt
Organism: Penicillium alfredii
Lineage: Eukaryota; Fungi; Ascomycota; Eurotiomycetes; Eurotiales; Aspergillaceae
Exons: 4
Coding region: 1-1209 (402 amino acids)
Source: RefSeq, a predicted model, not a curated record